AUGUUAAGCAAUAAAACUCAAUAUCAUUUUACGAAUUUUAAAGUUUUACGCAUCUCUAAUUCAAAACUUUACAAUUUCACUUACUUCGAAGCUUUAAAAAAUGUAGGUUUUCUUCCUGCUUCUGAGCAUAAAGAACUCGACGCUGAGACAUCUGAUGAUGAUGAUAAUGUUGAUCGAGAAACACCCAUAACAAAUCAAAUACGCAUCAGUGGUUUACCUUGGAAUAUGUCUCAUGAUCAGCUGUUCGAUGCACUUUUCCGUGAAUUUUCUACAGUUGGCCAAAUUAAAAUGGAUCAACGAACAAGGAAAGCAUUGAUCUUUUUAUUUAAAAGAAGAAAGAAUAAGGCUCGACCAGCUGGUACCGCAAAGAUCACAUACGAAAAAGAACAAUCAGCAAUGGAAGCCAUUGCAAAAUAUAAUGAAAACGUAGUUUUUCUUCCUACUUCUUCAGACAAACAACCAAAGCCUAAACAAUCUCAUACUGUCGUUGCUGAUGAUGCAAAAAUGCCCAUAACAAAUCAAAUACACAUCAGUGGUUUACCAUUCACUAUGCCCGACCAGGUUCUGUUCGAUACACUUUGGGAUCUAUUUUCUACUGUUGGUCAAAUUAAGAUAGAUCAACGGACAAGAAAACCAUUCAUCUUUUUAUUUAAAAGAAAAGAUAACAAGACUCAACUGGCUGGUACUGCAAAGAUUACAUACGAAGAAAAACAAGCAGCAACAGAUGCGAUCGCAAAAUAUGACAGAAAUCGUGUACCGAUAUUAAAUAAUGCUCAAAUUCUUGUGAAGGAAUGGAAAAUGAAAACUUCCGUACCACCACCGACACCACUACCACUAACUCGUAAGUAUUUGCAGCAGUAAAACGUUUAAUAUGUAGAACGCUCUCGAUUACCUCGAAAUCAAACGUCUGAGAUCGAAUUAUUGUUUCCGAUGAACCGAAUUGAUAAUCAUCAGGUUUCUAUUCGAUCUAAGAAAAAAAUUAUUUGUAUUCUAUUUGUGAAACAUUUAACGUUCCAAAAUCUCGCCAUCUAUCAUCCGUGCUCAUAUGAGCUCUGAUCAGAGUAAGGGAGCGGUUUUUCCAAGGAGGAAACAUUGUAUUUUUGCAUUUUAAAGUACUUCAAGUACUGUCAAAUACAGCAAAAGUAUUUUAAAGUACCCUAAAGUACAUUGAAGUAAUGAAAAGUAGGUGAAAAUAGCUUGAAGUGUCCUAAACCCCAGGGAUAGACCAUUUUUUAAACAUGAUUUAAUUAAUGUAAAGCUAAUAAGAUUUCAAUUCGGUUUUUUUCGAUUAGAGGAGACUUAUUCCAAGAAAAUAGCUGAAUUUUGUAAAACUUGACUAAAAGUUCUUGGGGUCGACGAUUUCAAAUCUGUAGGUGGUUUGUUGAAAUAUUGAAGGUUGAUAUUUUCGGUUGAGAUUGGGAAAGGCCUAUAUUGAUAAAAUAGCUGAAUCUUAUAAAACUCGACUAAAGGUUUUGGAGGCGAAAUCAUCCGAAUCAAUAGUUCCUUCGUCGAGAUUUUGUAGACUGAUUUUUACGACCUGUGAUGGUCAACUUAUAAUGGAUUUAGAGAAGUUCUACAAAAUUUCAGUCUUUUCUCAACAUAGAUAGGCAUUCUAUGACUGAAAAAAAUCAAACUUCAAAGUUUUGACAAACCACUUAUAGAUUUGGAUUUCUCGAUCACGAAAACCUUUAGUCAAGUUUUAUAAAACUCCGCUAUUUCCUUGAAAUAAGCCUCCCAAAACGAAAAAACCCACAAUGGAAUAGCAUUAGCUUUACAUUAAUUAAGUCACAUUGAAAAAUGAUCCAUUCCUAUAUAUAAGUAGUAGAGAAAUCUCCUGCAUACUGCAUACUUGUUUUUUCCUUCAACAUUUGACCUUCAACUCGGUAACAGACACUUGACAUUAUGUGUAUUGAUAGCCUUACAGCCUCAUAUCCUUAUAUCGCUCGUAGCCUUACCCUCUUAUAGUCUUAUUCGACUUUUGGUCUUUAAUCUUUACCCUCGGCACAGACAUACACGAACAUUAUGGAUUCCCUGAUCAAAAUAAGUGGUACAACUAGUGUUUUUCGAUUUAAUAGUCAAUAUAUUGGAAAUCAGACCCCGUAUUUAUAUCAUAUGUGCUCGGUAGUAAUAUCUAACUAUGGAGCAGACAUAAGUUUCAAAUUGUGACGGUUUGUUGAAAACAAGAAAAAUCUCUCUUGUAUACUAUAUCAUGUGUGUAAUAAAAAAUUGGUUUCUCCGAUCAACUUUCUAAAUUUUUGGGUGUUGCUGAGUAAUGUGUAUGCAUGACUAACAUCCUUCAAAAAAAGACGUAUUAGCUGUCAUUAUAAGAAGAACACAUUGAAUAAUAUAUUCUUAACCUGUCAUUUACUAAAAACAAUCAACACCAGCGAAAUUCGCUAUGUUGAAAGUGCAUCAGGAGAUUAAUUUUCUAUAACACGCAUGAUAUUGUACAUAACGGAGAUUUUUUUCUUUUCAACAAACUGUCACAGGCGAGGCUGAUGUCUACUCCAUAGGCAGAUAUUACUACCUAGCACAUAUGGUAUGAAUAUGAGCCCCGAUCUCCAAUGUAUUGAUCAUCAGAUCGAAAAGACUAGGUAUACCACUUACUUUGGCGAGGCUGAUAUAUAGGUUCUAAAGUGCUUUAAAGUAAAAUAAAAUACCUCAAAAUGCGGUAAAGUACAAAAAUUCGAUGUUUCUCCCGUUGGUUUUCUCUCGUGUCUACUUGAACGGUAGGUAUGUAAAUAGCGUGCAUUUUUUCAUAGAGAUUAUUUUUUGUUGAAAAAAUUAUCUUUUCAUGAAGAGGUAUUUUGCUAGUAAGAAAAUCAUUUUUCUAUAACAAACUCAUUGUUUCAUUUUAAAUAAAUGCGGAAACUUCGGAUUUAAAUCCGAGAGUUAUGUGUACUUCAAAAAGCGAAUCAGACGAAUCAGCCAUCCUAGAAUGUGUGGACAUCAAAAUUAUACUGGGGAACCUACCCUCUAAACUGUUGAUUUCUAUUGGAUAUUGCCAAACCAAUAGGACUUGGGACCGAAUACAGCUCAAAUUUGAACUCUUCCCCUUGAUUUACCCUAACGAAAGUCGUUUUUCCUAUAACUUGAUUUCUAUUGAUCGCUGCUCAACCAAUAGCAUUUCGAUGGAAGUGGCGUACAGAUUCGAGUUCUCCACCCCAGAAAACCUUGAAGCAUCAUCACCGUGAUCGGAAGAUAGAGCUCUAUUUGUGGAUCAAUUAGAUCGUGAACAAAAAUAUAACCUAGGUCUCUUUAAUUAUCUUUGUGAUAGGGGAGUCAACUUUCUUGUUUCUUUAUGUUUUAUAUACCAUUUUGUAGCUCUUUAAAUUCUCUAUCGAAUGGUAUAUAAUAGUUGGGGUUUUAGUUGACUAUGAUAGGAAAAGUUGUUUACGAAAGCGGGAAUGGGUCGAUCUUUCCAUACGGAAGGUAUAGGGAAAAAUGAAUAUUUUUGCAAUAACUCAGGAAGGGCUCGGCCAAUCCUUUUCAUCUUCGAACUCGACCGAGAUAUUGUUAAGACUGAACUGUGUAGAAAAUUUCAUCGCGAUCUGACUCUCCUUUCAAAAGUUAUCGUGUAAACGGACGGACGGACACACUGAUCGAUUCUAGAGUGUACUCACUUUUUGAGUACACAAACAUCGUUUUUUUAUUCAGAAUUGUUUUCUAUGCCAGAAAAAGACAUUUUUGCGAAAAAAACCUUCUUUAUGAAUAAAUAAUUUGUAUGAAAAAGAGUAGUUCAAAUAGAUAUUUAUCCAUCAUGCUCAGCUGAGCGCAUGCGGUAUAGCCCUGCUAGCACUGCGUAACUAAUUUAGUAAUGCUGCACUUUUUGUCUUGUGCGGAAACAUAAGACCAGUGAACUAUAGCUUUAGAGACUAGUUGAAACUUCGUAGAAACUCAGAAUAUCGCAGACUGCGAUACAUAUUUCAGAAAAAUCUACGUGGUCCUACUGAGUCUCAUGGGAUCCAAAAAGUCCAGAUAAAUGUGCACCGACUAUCAGUCAUGUUUUUACCUAGGAAAAUAGAAAAUUUAAUUUACUUUAAGAGUGUUGAUGACUUAUGCUAAUCAUGAUAGCAAAGGGCAUAUAGAAAAACAUCUUGGCCAACUUUUAAUGAGAUUCAAAUUAGGGUAUGAAGGAAGUGCUCAGUUUUCUAAGAGCGCAGUUCGAAAAAAGUAUUGCGGCCAAAAAUGAAAAAAUACUUUGUUGUUGAGUCGAAUUUCUUCUCGCAAGCACAUCAGCGAAUCGAACUGAUAAAAGAAUAAAGUUAUAAUUUGUAAAAAUUGAAACUUGGAUUUAAUUGAGUUUCGAAAGUUUAAGUGGCUGCCGAUGUUUCAACCACAGAGAAAUAUACUCGAAGCCUCUUUCGAUUUGGGUCCUACUGAAGGAUGCACACCACAUCUUGUUCAAUUUUACUGCUAUGGAGUAAUACACACUAUGUUUCUGAUGAUAUGUGAGUCCUUCCAUAUUUGAAACUCGAAAGUUGAGAAUUCAAGUAAAGUCAAGUUCAAAAUUUGAUACUACUGUGUCUUUUAUGGAAGUGUUUCCAAUUCGAAUUAGUUUACAUGUAGGAAGAAGAAUGAUAUAGGAAUCGGCUUAAUCGUUUUUAGAAUAGUAUUGGAAUCGUCUAUAUUGAUUUUUUCUUAGACAUUCUUAUGGAUAAUCUAAAGAGUUAUUUGAUUAAAACAUUUCAUUAGACAGGUUUUACUCAUUUUCAAGAAUUGUAGAGUCUUGGCUUCCAGGAAUGUUUCUCAGUAGAUCAAUAAACGAUUGAGAUAUUUCGUCAAAGAUUAAAUAAUCUAAGGGCAUACAACAUUAUGCUACGAAAAAUGUCUGGCUGAAAAUAUGGACUCUUUUUAUUGCCAGAAGUCUUCUAUUCAUAAACUCUUUUACUCAAAAAAUCUUAAAAAGGUUUUAAUGGGGUCAAAUACUCUUGUAGGAAUCAUGAUUAAUUUCGGUCAACGCUAUAGUUGACUAAUCUAUAUCUUUUCUCACAGGACCUCAGGCACAACCCAGUGGACCAGUCAGUAUUUUUUGGGAUAUCGAAAAUGUGGCCAUUCCUACUCGACAUAGCGUCUUUGACAUUGUCAUGAAUCUGCGACAACGACUUAUUGAAGACCGGAACUUAGCAGAGCGUGCUUUUAUAGCUUACUGUAAUAUCAACAGUCUUCCACAACAGCAUCAAAACGGUCUAUCGUAUGCCAAUGUGACUACUAAGCAUAUAGUAGGUCGCAAGUCUGGAGCCGCCGAUCGACAAAUUGUCCUGGAUAUACAAUCACUCCUCAAACAUGAGACACCUGUCACAUUAGUGCUUAUAAGUGGAGACAUCGAUUUCGUUCAACAGAUAAAUGAGCUUCGCUUUCGCCAUAAACACUAUAUAAUUCUCGUCCACAAUCGGCAAGCGAAGCAGGAGCUCUUGAGAACAGCUAAUGAAGCUUAUCCAUGGGAGGUAUUCACUGAUCAGUGUUGUAAAGCGACCAAUAACACUGAUGUUAGUGGAGAUCCAGGUGCUAUCUCCGAAAAAGGAAAGCAGGAUGAGCAUAACAAAAAUCCCCAAAAGUGGGAUAAAACUUAUCGAAAAGAUGUCUUGAUGAUGAAACAAAAUAUCGAAAGAUCUUUA
Rotaria sp. Silwood1 is the source of this 5618-nucleotide messenger RNA. Lineage: Eukaryota; Metazoa; Rotifera; Eurotatoria; Philodinida; Philodinidae. The record is from the annotation of a GenBank genome assembly.